AUGGAGGUUUCGGACAGCUGCCCCGUCUCCCCGCCCGGGCUGUUCUACCGCGGCGGCUGCGCGCCAUCCCUGGAGGCUUUCCACGGAGGCAGGACCUGCCCAGGGGAGGGCGAGGGGCACGUGGGUGCCCUGGCGGGCCGCUGCCUGGCGUGGGCCUGCGGGGCCUGCAAGCGCCGGCCGAGCGCUGCCGACCGCCGGCAGGCCGCCACUGCGCGGGAGAGGCGGAGGCUGGAGAAGGUGAACCGUGCCUUCGAGGCGCUGCGCCGCUGCACCGCCGUCACCGCCGUCACCGCCGUCGCCACCACUGCCGGCUCCAGCCAGAGGCUGCCCAAAGUGGAGAUCCUGCGCAACGCCAUACACUACAUCCACAGCCUGCAGGAGCUGCUGCGGGACCAGGUGGAGCGCUACUACGGUUCAGAGCCCGGGAGCCCCACGUCCAACUGCUCCGACGACAUGAUUGAUUGCAACAGUCCUGUUUGGUCUGAGGUGAGCCAUGAGAACGUGUAUAACCAUGACAUAUAUAAUGCCGGCAGCGGAGACAGGGCCGUGGCUGUGUCCAGCUUGGACAGUCUGUCCAGCAUUGUGGACCGUCUGUCCUCGGAGGAGGCCAGCUGCCUAAGCACGGCCACCCUUUCGCCCUGCAGCGCUGACUCACAGCCUGAAACUUCUGGAGCUUCUGACACAUGCACAGGACCAGUCUACCAUGUGCUGUGA
Molecule: messenger RNA, 714 nt
Organism: Megalops cyprinoides (Indo-Pacific tarpon)
Lineage: Eukaryota; Metazoa; Chordata; Actinopteri; Elopiformes; Megalopidae
Product: myogenic factor 5-like
Exons: 3
Coding region: 1-714 (237 amino acids)
Biological process (GO): positive regulation of myoblast differentiation; regulation of transcription by RNA polymerase II; muscle organ development
Molecular function (GO): DNA-binding transcription factor activity, RNA polymerase II-specific; protein dimerization activity; RNA polymerase II cis-regulatory region sequence-specific DNA binding
Source: RefSeq, a predicted model, not a curated record